Messenger RNA from Strongylocentrotus purpuratus (purple sea urchin), 5590 nucleotides. RefSeq names its product cell division cycle protein 27 homolog (gene cdc27). Gene Ontology annotation, biological process: cell division. Lineage: Eukaryota; Metazoa; Echinodermata; Echinoidea; Camarodonta; Strongylocentrotidae. Bases 164 to 2692 code for a protein of 842 amino acids. The transcript is spliced from 20 exons. The record is from RefSeq and is a predicted model, not a curated record. Gene Ontology annotation, molecular function: protein binding.
UGCACAUUCAACUCUUCAGCUCUAGUCAGGGAAUCCAAAAUGGCGGAAUACACUGCGGUUACGGACUGCUUGUAAAUUCGUAAAACAACAAGUAAUAUCAACUAAUAAAGUUUUCAUCGCUGGAAACUGUACAAGCUGUGUAAAAUUUGAAGCUGCCUUGAAAAUGGUCAUUCAAGAGCCCGUACAGGCGGCCAUCUGGCAGUGCUUGAACCACUAUGCUUACCAAGAUGCCACCUUCCUGGCAGAGCGGCUCUAUGCUGAAGUUGGGUCUGAUGAGGGGCUGUUCCUACUUGCCACCUGUUACUACCGAUCAGGCCAGCCAAUGAGUGCCUACACCUUGCUACAAACCAAAGGCUGUCCCACUCCGGAUUGCAGGUUCCUAAUGGCGAGAUGCUGCCUGGAUCUUGAAAAGCUAGCGGACUGUGAAACUGCACUAUCAGGAUCAUCAAUACUGAAACCCAACACAUGCGAUGACAUUGUAAAUGACUUUAAAGACUCGGCACCCUAUGCAUUAUCAGUACUAGGAAAGUUGUGCAGUGAAACGGAAAGGAUAUCAAAAUCGAUUGAGGCACACAAGCUUGCCAUGAAGCACAAUCCCUUCCUCUGGAGUUCCUUUGAAGCCAUCUGUGAUCUAGGUGAGAAGGUCGAUCCCGAGAAGACGUUUCACUUUGCUUCCACGCCAACUGUCACCACCACGCCCAGUCAGCAAGACUCCUACCCUAUCCUAGACACAGAGAACAUGGGCGGGCCUGGCCACCUCAACACUUCUGCACCUGACGUAACACCAGUACCAUCAGAAACACCUCAGGACCAACUGAUAACCCAACUCUCUGGUAUCAGACCUCUACCGCUGACCACACCCGAUUUCAACAGUGACCCGGGCGUUACCCCCGACACCAUGAUUACACCCUUUACCGUGCCCAGUGCGCCCCUGUCUUCAAGGCAAUCCCAAGCCAGGAUAGGCAGAAUGCACCUCACCUCGCCCUUAACGUCACCCUAUAGUCCUCUAACGCCGAGCUUUGGUAUUUUACCUCUAGACACACCGAGCCCUACUCCUGGCAAUCCAACAUCAUUUACAGGAGACGGCAAUCUAGCUGAUGCAAAGGCACCUAUCAGAAGAGGCACAACAAGGAGAGGCCCACAGGGUAUCAAGCCGCCCGUAUUCAGCCAAUCAGGGAACAGCAGCAACACCAAAGACCCCGCCCUCACCUCAUUACACCAAAGCCCCGCCCCUGCUGGAUCUCCAGUACAACUACUCUUUCCAUCAGCUCAUGGGGUGAGAAGGAGUUCCCGUCUCUUCAGCAAUGCUAACUCAGUUAAGGAAAACACAAGUGCAACUACCAAGACCACCACAAAUAGAACAAAAACGGGUGUGAGUAAAGUGCAGAAGGGUAAGACGAGAGCAAGAACAACAAGAAGUUCUACAAUUACAAAACCACCGGACCUGGACGAUAUAACCAAGCUAGAAAAUCAGAAAUCCAAUGAACUCAAUAAAGCCAAUAAUGCAGUUGCCAAUCUGCAGCUCCAUAUCGCCGACAUGCAGAAGUCAUCAGCAGAAGGGCUUCUUCGCUUACUACGAGAUGUUGGCAAAGCCUACCAGGCGCUAAGCCGGUAUGAUCUAAAGAAAGCUGUGGAGCUCUUCAAAUCCCUUCCACCUCAACACUACAACACAGCAUGGGUGCUAUGUCAGGUUGGCAAGGCGUUGUUUGAGAUGGCUCAGUAUCACAAGGCGGAGGCAAUAUUUGCAGAAGUGCGGAGACUAGAGCCCCACCACCUAGGUUACAUGGAGAUCUACUCCACGACAUUAUGGCACUUACAGAAGGAGACUGCGCUCUCCGCCCUUGCACAGGAUCUCACAGACUUAAAUCCAGAAUCUCCUCAGGCCUGGUGUGCAGCUGGAAACUGCUUCAGUUUACAGAAGGAACAUGACUCUGCUAUCAAGUUUUUCCAAAGAGCAAUACAGGUGGAUCCCAAGUUUGCCUAUGCGUACACGUUAUUGGGUCACGAGUACGUAGCUACAGAGGAACUAGACAGAGCCAUGGCCUGCUUCAGAAAUGCUAUAAGGAUAAGCCCUAGACAUUAUAAUGCAUGGUACGGUACUGGUAUGAUCUACUAUAAGCAGGAGAAGUUUGCCCUUGCCGAGAUGCAUUACUGUAAAGCACUUGCCAUCAACCCCCAGAGCUCUGUAUUACUGGUUCAUAUCAGUGUUGUUCAACAUGCACUUCACAAGUCAGAUCAAGCCCUCGCUACCCUAGCCAAAGCCGUGCGCCUUGAUGCAAACAACCCUCUCUGUAGAUUUCACCGUGCUUCAAUAUUGUUUGCUACCGAGAAAUACCAGGAUGCCUUGAAAGAACUAGAAGAAAUGAAACAGAUGACUCCAUCAGAAUCAUUAGUCUACUUCCUCAUAGGCAAGGUUUACAAGAAACUAGGCCAGACUCAUCAAGCCUUGGCCAACUUCUCCUGGGCCUUAGACCUGGAUCCAAAGGGAGCCAAUAGCCAGAUCAAAGAAGCUCUAGACAAGCACUAUCUACCAGAGGAUGACGAACCUGCAGUCCCUGCACUAGCUCAAGCAGACACACCCAGUCAAGGAGGUAUUGAAGACUCUGACGCAGCAGGGGAUAUAUCGAGGGAAAGUUUACUCGAUGGAGAGGACAUGCAACUCCAAGCAAAUGAGAGCGACGAGAGUUUAUGAUCAUCACCAAACAUUUAAAUGCAUGCAUAGGACUAUGACGUUAGAACUUGGAUGGGAGCACCCGACAUGAAUGUCCUCUUGUGGGCCUGCAGUGUGGUGUCAUGGAAGAUGUGUCUGUCAGACUAGCCCUUGGAGAAAUAUCCAUGAAUGGGCAACUUUUGCAGGGAUUACAUCGAUGUACUCUGAUGCUAGCAAGAACAAGAGGAGCUUGAAAUUUGAAUCUCUCGUCGCUUGUGAAUCAGACAUACACAAAUCCAAACCCUCCCCCUCCCCCUUCCCAUAUCCAUCUUCCCCCUCCCUCUUCCCCCUCCCUCAGAGGGAAUCCAAGAUGGAUUGCAGGAUUUCCUAAAUCAGAAUUAAAGGUUGGGUAAUUCUUCCCCCCCCCCCCCAUAUUCUUGAUGCAUCCGGGAUUGACUACAAGAAAGACUCCCUAUGUUAUAAUCAAUUGCUAUACAACAAGAAGCUUUCACAACAUGGGAUUAUUGCAAAUUGUCAAGGAUAGCCAUUUUCAUUGCAAGAAAUUUCAGUAAAUUGCAAAAUGUAGUAUUGUCUUAACUGUAAUUCAGUAAUUACCUGGCGUAAAAGUUCUUUGGAUCUGAAAUUCUCACAAAAUUCACGAACAUUUCAUGCACGCCAAAGUAUCUGGUUUUAUAGUAGUGGUUCUAUCUAGAACAAGAAUAGAGCAAAAUGGGAUUCAGACUGAUGGAAAAUCUCCAUCUCUACCACUUUCCAUUUUUGGGUACCUCAUACAUACAACAUAAUACAACUUUUCUUAACUCACAAUGUCAUUUUGAUGAAUGAACAAAUUGAUGUAAAAGCUGCAACAUCCAUCAAAGUGACAUGCCAAAAGAUCAUUAAGGUUUUCAUGUUACUCUGCGUUUGAUUACAAUGACAGGUGUAGUUAUGCUGCUGCAAUGUAUGUUCCUGCACAAAGGAUUAUCAAAAGUACCCUCUUUGUGUAAACAGUUCAUCAUACCUUGUUUGUGUUUUACCUUUUCAAGAAGAUACAACUAUGUAGUAAUAACAAACUACUGGUAGCUAGGAUUUGUUUUCUUCCAUAACUCUCAUACCUGAUAUAUGUUGACAUUCAAAGGGCAAUCCAACCCUGUAAUAAGUUCGUUUGUAUGAAGGCAGAAACAUCAGAGAAAUAGAAUGGUGAUAGUUUAAAAUAAAUCUAACCAUUAAUAAGAAAGUUAUGAAUGUUUGAAAUAUGAGAUCACUACAGCUAUGUGGAUCUCAAAUUGGCAAUUUUGUCAUUGGAUUGUGACGUAGUGGCAGAUAAUUCUCCAGUUUGUUGUGUACACAAAUAUCACUAAGUCUGUCGGUGUUUUCCCCAAGUGCCUUCACUUUUGGGGCACUGCUCAAAACAUAUUAUGGAGAGUUUGUUGUUACAGGUUCUCUUAAAAGAAAAAGCCCAUUAGGUGUAUUAUGUUUUGAUGAAAUAACAUGAAAGUAGAGCAUUUCAUGAAAUCUAACUUGUCAAUUAUUGAAUCAUGUGAAACUUGCAAAGGCCUAUCAUUCAGAUCAAUUUUUUUACUCCCACGUUUCUGUUCUGAAGCGAAGUGACAUUUUGUAAUAUGGCAUCUAGAAUUUGCAGAAUGGUAAAGACAAUAAUCAUGUUUUUUAACAAUUAAUUAGUCAUACCUGUGGUUGACUUCAAAUUGUCUUACAUAGACCAAUGAGAAUCAUAGCUUUCAUCAAAAAAACAGCAGAUAUGAGUGUUUUCUUUAGGAAGCUAUGUUCUGUUGGAAGCACAGAUGCAUUUUUUCAGGCUUUUGCCUUAUUUCAGGCCCUGUCCCCUCUAUGUUACAGGCUUUAAAUUGUACAAUAUACACAAUUUAUUUUAAAUUAUGUAGGGCUUCAACAUGUCCGAGUCUCCCUUCAGACUCCAUAGGAGAAACCUGGUAACCUGUGCAAGUUUACAUUGCGUAAUUAUGCACAUUAUUAAAGGUUACUUACUACAUGCUCCCCAGGGAGUGGAGAAUGUGCAUACACUGGUGCAGUUAAGCCCGAGUCCGAUGACCAGGGUAAUACUGCGCCUAGAAACAAAGUAUUAGGUGCGUUAUAAAUGUGAUUUAUUAUUAUUAUUAUGUAUUGUUUUGCCCUGAAGUCAUAAUCUUAAAUGAAAUUGAGACAUGGUUCACUUGAGUCAAAGAUAUGCCAUGUAUAAUGAAAUAUUGGCAUUACUUGAAAUACAUGGGACAAGUAUGGAAUAAUGGUCUUUAAAGAAUUAGCCCAAGUAAUUCCCCCUCAAUGUUUAAAAUGUUCUUUUUUUAAAUCGAAAAUGGCAUCUUUGGAUUUUAUUAUUUUGUAAUUUGUGUCCUGUUGUGCCAGAUAUGAACAAUAAGUUUGUUUUCUGUUAUAGAAUGCAAACAUUUAUUUCGACUUUGAUAAGCAGACGUUCAUGAAGUUGGUUAACGUUUUUGCCACUUUCUUGGGGUUUUCUCCAUAAUGAUAGUCAUUGUGGUUAAACAGGUAUAAGUUUGUACCAAGUUUCAUCAUUUCCAUUUCUUUUUUUUUAUUGUAUUUUCCCCCAAUGUUGUACAUCUGCUAGAAUUUCUGCAAUUUUGUUUUAAAAAGGUCUUGCAUCCCUAUAUGCCAUAUGUGAAUACAUGUAAUUUCCAAUUAUAUAGCUUUUACAAAUUCUUUUCAUAGUCGUCUACAAUUAUGAUAGACUGAUGAACUGUAUUACAGUCAAAAUCAGUAAUGGCAAAGGGCCUGGAAAGUAUGACGGUGUACAUGUGUAAAUAUUGAUGUUAAUCACAUAGUAAACUUAAAUAUUGUACUGCAGAAUAUUGUAUUAGGAAAGUGAUGGCAGAAGAUUAUCUACCAUCAGAUAUAUGUAUCAUCUUAUCUACAUGUGAAAAUAAAAUAAAAAUGAAUCCAUGAUAAUGAUAA